This is a messenger RNA of Tricharina praecox, 1675 nucleotides long. RefSeq names its product pantothenate kinase pank. Gene Ontology annotation, biological process: coenzyme A biosynthetic process. Bases 175 to 1557 code for a protein of 460 amino acids. Gene Ontology annotation, molecular function: ATP binding; pantothenate kinase activity. Lineage: Eukaryota; Fungi; Ascomycota; Pezizomycetes; Pezizales; Pyronemataceae. The record is from RefSeq and is a predicted model, not a curated record. Gene Ontology annotation, cellular component: nucleus; cytosol. The transcript has 8 exons.
UUUCCCCCAACCAACCGUUGACCUCCAUCCGACCGCAUCUGAACCUCCUUAACUGCACAAAUUUCCCGCCGCGUAACUCCGAUUACAUCUGCACACACCUACUUUUCGGAUCUAAUCCAGCACAAGUACAGCAGAAUUCUCAAUCGUAACCGAAUCGGUCGACUACAUACCAGCAUGAGUACCAACGUCGAGACCGAAGUGCAAGCUAUUUCCACGCCCGGCGCCGUGACGCUUCCAGCCACGGAAUACCAUGGCCCAGCAAAGAUCUACGUCAAAGGCGCCCACAUUGUUGACGGCAGCGAAUCGGAGGAGACGCUACGGACGACCGGCCCAGUCCCGCGGGACAUCCGGCUCCCCCACCACCAGUCCUCGUUCUCCCACAUGGCCAUCGACAUUGGCGGCUCGUUGGCGAAACUGGUAUACUUCACGCGCGACCCACACGGGAAGGGGGGCCGGUUGAACUUCAAGAGCUUCGAGACGGAGAAGAUCGAUGAGUUGAUUGCGUUCAUGGGUGCGCUCAUACGGAGUUCGGAGUGGGCGCGCCCUCCGGGGAAGGAGAAAAUACAGAUUAUGGCGACUGGAGGGGGAGCGUACAAGUACGCCGAGAGGAUACAGAAUGCCAUCGGUGUGGAGAUUCGGCGCGAGGAUGAGAUGGAAUGUCUGAUCGGAGGGCUCGAUUUCUUCUCGCGCGAGAUUCCGAGAGAGGUGUUUAGCUAUACCGAAGAUAAUCCGAUGCACUUCUCCGAGUCGAAGCCCGACGCAUACCCGUACAUGCUAGUGAACAUUGGUUCGGGAGUGAGCAUCCUCAUGGUUACGGGUCCGGAUGAGUUCAAGAGAGUGGGAGGUUCUUCGCUCGGCGGUGGAACGCUGUGGGGACUCCUCAGCAAGAUGACAGAUGCGAAGACAUUUGACGAAAUGCUGGCGCUCGCUCAGCGGGGGGACAAUACGAAGGUCGAUAUGCUGGUCGAGGACAUCUACGGUGGAGGUUACGAUAAGAUUGGGUUAAAGCCUACGACCAUCGCCAGCAGCUUCGGGAAAGUCUUCAAGAUGCAAUCAAGAGCUAAUAAGUACGCUGCUGCCAGUGCCAACGAUGUUUCCUCCGCUAGUUCCGAUUGUGCUUCGUGUGCGGCCAAGCGCGCCGAGUCUCCAGUCGGCAACCCCUCGCACUCAACCACCAAUGGCGUCUCGGAUGCUAUUCCCGCCGAAGAUCAGUCGAAGGCCGGGGCCGCAACAGUCAAUGGCGGGGACGAGAAAUCACGCUUCGGUCCAGAGGAUAUUAGCAGGAGCCUACUUUACGCAAUUAGCAACAAUAUCGGCCAGCUCGCGUACCUCCACGCCCAGAUCAACCAUAUGAAGCACAUCUACUUCGGAGGAAGCUUCAUUCGAGGACACCACGAAACGAUGCACACCCUCACAUACGCGAUUCGAUUCUGGUCGCAGGGUGAGAAGAAGGCUUAUUUCCUGCGGCACGAAGGAUACCUCGGUGCAGUGGGUGCGUUCUUGCGUCACCCACCACUGAGCGAAUAUGAGGAAGACCGCCCCUCCUCAUCCUCGUAGAGGGGUGUCGACUCUGGACUGCUUUUGUGGGCGAUCUCUUCACGGCGUUUCUGGAUGAUACGUGGUAUUAAUUCCUACAAGUCGGAUUUUUUUCUCGUUCCUAGUAGCAUUGGGGUAG